AUGAAGCUCUUCGUCGCGCUCUUGGCUGUCGGGCUGCCUGCCCUGGCCGCCGCCCACUCCUGGAUCGUCUGUACGGACUACCUGGAGAACAACGGCUGGUACUGGGACGUGGCUAAGUGCAGGGGAUGGCCACGAGCUGCCACAACGUUCAACCUCCGUCAUGGAAUCUUCGGAGCCACGAAUACUUACACUCAUCGCCUCGACAACCACCCUGAGGAACGGGGUCUGUGUAAGAAGAGCAGAGAUGACGACAGGUGGUACGAAGCUGACACCCCCAUGGCUGCCUACUACCAGGGGCAGAAGGUCGUCCUCACCCACCCCGCUAAUAACCAUGUGUCGGAAUCAAACUGUAGAUAUAGAUCCCAAAUAGACUGGGAGAACCUGAUGUUUGUGGUGGACGGUAACGAGGACCCCUGCUGUAUCAACUCUACCAAACUCAUCCAAAUCAUGGACAUGGGGGUGUCGCCUUAUGGCCGUUAUCUUUCUGAUGAGGUUCUGUCCACCUACCCGAAACCUGGGUUCCAGAACGUGCCUAAGUUCUGUGAGGAUCCGGAGGACGCCAUGGGAACUUACAACUUUACUAUCCCGACGGACUUGAAACCAGGCCGCCACACCUUCGUCUGGAAGUGGAUCCGUGACCCAGCAGUCAGUCCCUUCACCACCUGCUGGGAGGCUGACGUGUUUGCUACGAAGGCCGAGAGGGACGCGUUCUACGUGGCAACGGGUCGCUCCACCGAAGACAUGUGGGACUUCUACCAGAUCCACAACAUCGUGGACGGUAUGAUCAUGGAUCCGGUGGAUCCUUCCGUCAACGAGGUCAUCACUGGAUGAAGACACAAAACAAACUGAUGCACAUACAGCUACCCGUGGUAGCGAAUAAAGGCCUCUAAAUCCAAA
Branchiostoma floridae (Florida lancelet) is the source of this 897-nucleotide messenger RNA. RefSeq lists its product as uncharacterized. Bases 1 to 831 code for a protein of 276 amino acids. The transcript has 6 exons. The record is from RefSeq and is a predicted model, not a curated record. NCBI's taxonomy places the organism in Eukaryota, Metazoa, Chordata, Leptocardii, Amphioxiformes, Branchiostomatidae.